AUGCUCAGAUCUACUUGCCACUCCAAUUUGUCCCUCAAUGUUAUGAGAAACACUAGAUUGUUCAGCGUUGGUCGUAUAAUCAAUCAGGACUUUCCGUCAUUCGAUCAUUCACUGCUGAACCCUCUUUCGAGCAAGAACCCUACAUCCAAGAGUGACCAACUCUCCCAGAGUCUGAAUCACGAUCACAAGCAGAAAUCCAAACCUAGUUCUAAUGUACCACGCGGAUUUGCUGAGUUUGCACAUAAUCCAAGGGACGAUGCCCUGGGCUCAAGAUUGACAGGUGUCGUCGCUGGAAGAACAGUAAAUGUUUUUAACAGUGAUACUUCCAACGCUUUCAGACAACUCAAUGGUAUAAUGUUUGCCAACAAGAUCCCACAGGAUAGCAGAAACCAACGGUUUUACAUGAAACCAGGUAAAGUGGCAGAAUUAAAGAAAUCACAAAGGCAUAGGAGAGACUUUAUGAAGGGUUUCAAGAGACUGAUUGAAAUCGUUAAGGACGCCAAGAGGAAGGGCUAUUAA
Torulaspora delbrueckii is the source of this 519-nucleotide messenger RNA. RefSeq names its product mitochondrial 37S ribosomal protein bS21m (gene MRP21). The record is from RefSeq and is a predicted model, not a curated record. NCBI's taxonomy places the organism in Eukaryota, Fungi, Ascomycota, Saccharomycetes, Saccharomycetales, Saccharomycetaceae. The coding region runs from base 1 to 519 and encodes 172 amino acids. Gene Ontology annotation, biological process: translation; mitochondrial translational initiation. Gene Ontology annotation, molecular function: structural constituent of ribosome. Gene Ontology annotation, cellular component: ribosome; mitochondrial small ribosomal subunit. The transcript has a single exon.